AUGGAGGCUCCAUCAGAGGCACAAUUACCGAGAAGAACUGGAGGAUGGAUCACCUUCCCCUUUAUCAUAGCGACCACGGUCGGGUUGGCCCUAGCAUUUGUGGGUUGGACAAGCAAUCUUAUUGUGUAUCUGAUUAAGGAAUUUGAUGUGGGGAGUAUUGAUGCUGCUCAAAUAUCAAAUUUAGUUAAUGGUGCUGGAAGCUUAACUCCUGUCAUUGCUGCAAUUAUUGCCGACUCUUUUCUUGGUUGUUUCACUACCAUUUGGAUUUCAUCCAUCAUCUCAUUAUUGGGCACAAUCCUUUUAGCUUUAACAGCUACAGUUGAUUCUUUAAGGCCUAAACCAUGUGAAGUUGGUUCAACCUCAUGUACCCCUAAAUCAAAAGGUCAAUACGUACUACUCUAUACAGCCAUAGUUCUAGCAACAUUGGGUAGUGGUGGUAUCCGAUCAACCCUUGCGACGAUUGGAGCCAAUCAGCUAGCUGAUAAACCAAAGGAUCAAGGGAUUUUCUUCAAUUGGUUCUUCUUCUUUUGGUAUUCUGCUUCUGUUGUAGGAUCAACGGCUAUUGUGUAUGUUGAAGAUAACGUGAGUUGGAAAGCUGGAUUUUUCAUUUGUGUAGCAGCUAAUGUACUUGGUGCAGCCAUUUUCCUAUUGGGAAGCAAAUUUUACAUUAAGUUUAAGCCAGAAGGAAGUCCAUUUACCAGUUUGGCUCGUGUUAUUGUUGCUAGUAUUACCAAAAGACAAGUUGCACUUCCAUCGAUUCCUGAGGAUUUCUUCCAAGGAUCAUUGAAAUGUCUUAUAUAUGAUUGUAGGUUUUUGAACCAUGCUGCCAUUAUAAGUGAAGGUGACGUAAAAUCAGACGGUUCAAUAAGUAAUCGAUGGAGGCUAUGUUCAGUACAAGAAAUAGAAGAUUUCAAAACCUUAAUUAAAAUCUUACCACUUUGGUCUACUAGUUUUUUUCUUGGCACAACAAUUGGCGUACAAGCAAGCUUGUCAAUCCUUCAAGCCUUAGCAAUGAACCGCCACAUAGGACCCAAUUUCCAAAUCCCAUCUGGAUCCGUACUCGUUUUUGUCCUCCUAUCUACUACUCUAUUCCUCGCCCUGUUCGAUAAAUUUAUUCUACCUACGUGGAAGAAUUUGACUGGAAAAUCGCUUACACCUCUCCAGCGAAUUGGGAUUGGACACGUGCUCAAUUUUUUGAGUAUGGGGGUUUCAGCCUUAGUCGAGUCAAAGAGACUAAAUGUAGCAAAAUCAAAUGAAAGUUCCAAUAUUGUGCCCAUGUCAGUGUUAUGGCUUGUGCCACAAUUAGUCAUCGUUGGUAUUGCGGAGGCACUUUAUUUUCCUGGACAAGUAUCAUUGUACUACCAAGAGUUUCCAAUAACCUUAAAGAACUUGGCGAUCGCGAUGAUUUCUGUGCUUGUUGGUAUAUCAUUUUACUUGGCUACUGCUCUGAUCGAUGUUGUUAGAAGAACAAGUAGAUGGUUACCAGGUGACAUAAAUAAUGGAAGAAUGGACAAUGUGUACUGGAUAUUGGUUAUAGGGGGAGUAGUGAACUUUGGUUACUAUGUAAUAUGUGCUUGGUAUUACAAGUAUCAAAACCUCAAGCAAGUUGAUUCUCCUUCUGAUGAGUGAUCUAAGGAUCCUCAAACUUGUGAGUGUUUAGAGAGAGCAAUAAUUUAUCAUCAAUCUGCAAUUAGUGAAAAAAUAACUGUGUAAUCUAAAA
This is a messenger RNA of Solanum pennellii, 1720 nucleotides long. RefSeq names its product protein NRT1/ PTR FAMILY 2.6-like. The coding region runs from base 1 to 1629 and encodes 542 amino acids. NCBI's taxonomy places the organism in Eukaryota, Viridiplantae, Streptophyta, Magnoliopsida, Solanales, Solanaceae. The record is from RefSeq and is a predicted model, not a curated record. Gene Ontology annotation, biological process: transmembrane transport; oligopeptide transport. Gene Ontology annotation, molecular function: transmembrane transporter activity. Gene Ontology annotation, cellular component: plasma membrane. The transcript is spliced from 4 exons.